AUACCCUCAGCCUACCUCCCCCCAACUCCUCCCCACGCUCUCCACGCCUAUCUCUCUCUCUCUCUCUCUCGAUUUGUCUCGAGAUUGGCGAUGAAGAGGUUGAUCAGACGGCUGUCGAGGGUGGCCGACUCGUCGCAGUGCACGCCACCGCGGGAGGCGAAAGAGGAAGGAGGCGGCGGCGGCGGAGGGCGGCGCCGGAAGGUGCCGGAGGGGUACGUGCCGGUGUACGUGGGGGAGGAGAUGAAGCGGUUCGAGGUCCGGGCGGAGCUACUGGGCCGGCCGGCCUUCGUCGAGCUCCUCCGCCGGUCCGCUCAGGAGUACGGCUACGACCAGCGCGGCGUCCUCCGCAUCCCCUGCCCCGUCCCUCUCUUCCGCCAGGUCCUCUACUUUCUUGCCUCCGGCGCCGACGCGGGCGGCGAUCUCGCCGUCGAGGAGCUCUUCCGCUCGCUCCCCGAGGAGAUCCCGUCCGGCUCCCCUUCGUCGGGAGAAGCGCCUGUUUCCCAUUUUGCCCUUUCUAACGACCCGUGUCCGUAUAACGCAGUCUGAGGUGAAUGAGGUGGAGGGCAAUCUGGAGAUUUUAUUUUACUCUUCCUUUUUCUUUUUGCAAUGGUAGUAUGUAGGCAGGGGGAAUCUAGCGGGAUGGAGGCAGGGUUGGGCUGUGGACUUAUUAGUGUAAAAAAAAUAAUCAUAAUAAAAAAAAAGAGAUAAAAUCACCUUUUCUUUUAA
Molecule: messenger RNA, 726 nt
Organism: Elaeis guineensis (African oil palm)
Lineage: Eukaryota; Viridiplantae; Streptophyta; Magnoliopsida; Arecales; Arecaceae
Product: auxin-responsive protein SAUR71
Biological process (GO): response to auxin
Source: RefSeq, a predicted model, not a curated record